This is a messenger RNA of Trichosporon asahii var. asahii CBS 2479, 762 nucleotides long. RefSeq lists its product as uncharacterized. The coding region runs from base 1 to 762 and encodes 253 amino acids. The record is from RefSeq and is a predicted model, not a curated record. NCBI's taxonomy places the organism in Eukaryota, Fungi, Basidiomycota, Tremellomycetes, Trichosporonales, Trichosporonaceae. The transcript has 4 exons.
AUGGCUAUUAGUUCAACCUCCCCAGUCACUGCGGCCCUUGCUCGCCUCGGUCUCGUCAAACGAUGCAAGCAAGGUGGAACGAGUGAGCCUUCCUCGCUGCUUCUGGCACUGACUCCAGUUCGCAUCGGACUUAUCCGCAGCGACGGCUUGUCACUUCAAACGAUCUUCCCUCACAACGUCAGAGCCAGGGAUCUGCUCAACGUAUGGAGGCAUUACCUUGAAACGUUAGAUGACAGUGUUACCGUCGACAUCGAUCGGAUCGAUCUUAGUGGUCCCAUUCAACCCCAUACGGAAGUCCGUCAACUCCUGUUCACCGAUGAAGCGAGUGCUAGUCCUGAUGAGGUCGACAUCUCUCUUCGUGUUGUUCGCAAGGCUCAGCACAGGCCUAAGAGCUGGCGCCGGUCGAUGCUAUCUAGCGUACAUGAGCCGCGUGCGGUCGAGAUCAUCCACCUCAAUGUCAUCAAUGAGUGGAAUAUUCCUAUCUGCUGCCUCGACGUUCCCCGCCAUAUCAAGAUCAAGAACCUGAAGUUCAUCAUAGAGAAGAACACGAGCUACUUGGCCCCGGCCCAGGUUCUGUUCAACUCUGAAAACGUCGACGAUAACAAGUGCCUCAACGACUACGUCAGGCCAGGGAAGACUUACGCCGGGCUCUUCGUCAAGCUUGAUCUCCAGAAGCAGGUUUCGCUUCCCGGGGGACGGAAGAAGCUGAUCACCAUUCACAAUCAGUGUUUGGACAACCUUGAUAUGCCGGACAGCCAAUAG